Messenger RNA from Rhodamnia argentea, 1104 nucleotides. Its product is annotated as calcium-binding protein KRP1-like. Gene Ontology annotation, molecular function: calcium ion binding. The record is from RefSeq and is a predicted model, not a curated record. The coding region runs from base 165 to 512 and encodes 115 amino acids. NCBI's taxonomy places the organism in Eukaryota, Viridiplantae, Streptophyta, Magnoliopsida, Myrtales, Myrtaceae. The transcript has a single exon.
CACUCCCAACCCCAGCUGAGAUCACACCCAGCAGUCUGCCCGAGAAUACAACACAACCCUUUUUGCCUUGCUCGUUUGAAUGAGUUCACACACCAGAGUCUUUCCAUAAAGCUCCAAAUUCUUGACCAUAUUUGUUAGUCAAGCAUAUAUAUUCAUUCAUUUCAAUGGCUGCUUACGAGAGCGCAGUCGACUUCGAGGACUACUUCCCCUCGAUGAUCGUGAGGCUCGGGGCGGAGGGCUUCAUCGGCGAGCUCUGCAACGGGUUUCAGCUCCUGAUGGACUGCGAGAAGGGGCUGAUCACGUUCGAGAGCCUGAAGAGGAACAGCUUCCUGCUAGGGUUACAGGACAUGGCCGACGACGAGUUCGCGUGCAUGCUGCAGGAAGGCGAUUUGGACGGGGACGGCAAUCUGAACCAGCUGGAGUUUUGCAUCCUCAUGUUCAGACUGAGCCCUGGGCUGAUGGACGGGUCCAAGCAGUGGGUGCAAUCCGAGGUAGAUCAUGUCAUGAUUUGAUUAAUCAUGUAUGAUAAUAAAAGUUCGUUUAUCUCGCAAAAAAUAAAUAUUUUGAAAAAUAUGUUUUUAAAAAUAAUCGUUUAUAUCGCUUACAUAUUUUCAUCGAAAAAAAUUAAACUUAAAGUGUUAUCGAUGAUGAUAACAUUUUUUAUUGGGUAAUUAUUUUAAGCGAUACGAGCGAGAUCAUUUUUAAAAUAAUAUUUUUCAAAUCAUUUAUUUUUUGUGAGACAAACGGACUCCUGUAGCGAUAAUAAUGUAGCUCUCUCGCUCUCUCUUUGUCAGCUUUUCGUCAAACUUGUUGCCAAUAAAAUUGGUAAUUCAUGUUGUGAUCUCGAAUAAGCAAAUAUGAAAAGGACCCGAUCCUCAAUUUCCUAACUUAGAUUUUGGCAUGGAAGAUCGUGGAACAUUUGAUUCUUGAUUGACGGUAGAACUAGAAUCAUGGGGCAUGUUGCUUCUUCUACAACCGUAUCUUUUGGCAAGAGAUAUUUUACUUUGUCCCCAACUUUUUAGCAUUUGGCAUUUGACUUUCAUUUGAUAUUGUCCACUAUGAAAUUGUUAAAAAAUUAAUUCAUCUUACUCAUGGUUGGAGGGA